AUGGCGAAGGGAGAAGGCCCUGCGAUUGGAAUCGACCUCGGCACGACCUACAGCUGCGUGGGCGUGUGGCAGCACGAUCGCGUGGAGAUCAUCGCCAACGACCAAGGCAACCGCACCACCCCGUCCUAUGUGGCAUUCACUGACACGGAGCGCCUGAUUGGUGACGCAGCCAAGAACCAAGUGUCGAUGAACCCCGUCAACACCGUUUUCGAUGCGAAGCGUCUCAUCGGGCGGCGGUUCUCCGACGCGGCCGUGCAGAGCGACAUCAAGCUGUGGCCGUUCAAAGUGAUCGCAGGCGCGGGCGAGAAGCCAAUGAUCCAAGUCGAGUACAAGGGCGAGACGAAGCAGUUCGCCGCGGAAGAAAUCUCGUCCAUGGUGCUGACGAAAAUGAAGGAGAUUGCGGAAGCAUACCUCGGGACUACUGUGAAGAGCGCGGUGGUGACGGUUCCGGCGUAUUUCAACGAUUCUCAGCGCCAAGCGACGAAAGAUGCGGGUGUGAUUGCUGGGCUGAACGUGAUGCGCAUUAUUAACGAGCCGACUGCAGCUGCUAUCGCGUACGGGCUCGAUAAGAAGAACAGCAGCGCGUCCGAAAAGAACGUGCUGAUUUUCGAUCUCGGCGGUGGAACAUUCGAUGUCUCGCUACUUUCGAUCGAGGACGGUAUAUUCGAGGUGAAGGCGACGGCUGGCGACACGCAUUUGGGCGGCGAGGAUUUCGACAAUCGCAUGGUGCACCACUUCGUCCAGGAAUUCAAGCGAAAGUACAAGAAGGACCUGAGUAACAACCCGCGGUCCCUUCGCCGACUUCGCACGGCCUGCGAGCGCGCCAAGCGAACUCUGUCCUCCACCGCGCAAACCACCAUCGAAAUCGACUCGCUAUACGAGGGAAUUGAUUUCUACACCACCAUCACCCGCGCGCGCUUCGAGGAACUCAACAUGGAUAUGUUCCGAAAGUGCAUGGAUCCGGUGGAAAAGUGCCUCAAGGACGCGAAAAUGUCUAAGGCGCAGAUUCACGACGUGGUGCUCGUCGGCGGAUCCACGCGUAUCCCCAAGGUGCAGCAGCUCCUUCAGGACUUUUUCAACGGCAAGGAGCUCUGCAAGAGCAUCAACCCCGACGAGGCCGUGGCGUACGGUGCGGCGGUUCAGGCGGCGAUUUUGAGUGGCGAGGGGAACGAGAAGGUGCAGGACCUGCUGCUGCUCGACGUGACGCCGCUUUCGCUUGGAUUAGAGACGGCGGGAGGCGUUAUGACGGUGCUGAUUCCGCGGAAUACCACGAUACCCACUAAGAAGGAGCAGGUUUUUUCAACCUUUUCGGAUAACCAGCCGGGGGUGCUUAUUCAGGUGUUCGAAGGUGAACGGGCUCGGACCAAGGAUAACAAUCUGCUCGGGAAGUUCGAGCUUUCGGGAAUUCCGCCGGCGCCACGUGGUGUGCCGCAGAUCACCGUGACGUUCGACAUCGACGCGAACGGCAUCCUAAACGUGAGCGCGGAGGACAAGACUACGGGGCAGAAGAAUAAGAUUACCAUUACGAAUGAUAAGGGCCGACUGAGCAAGGAGGAGAUAGAGCGGAUGCUGGAGGAAGCAGAGAAGUACAAGGACGAUGAUGAGCAGCACAAGAAGCAGGUGGAGGCGAAAAACGCACUCGAGAACUACUCGUACGUCAUGCGUAACACGGUUCGCGACGACAAAAUCGGGGGGAAGCUCUCGCCUGAGGAUAAGAAGGCGAUCGAGAGGGCUGUAGACGAGACGAUCGAUUGGCUGGAUAAGAACCAGCUCGCCGACGUGGACGAAUUCGAGGACAAGCAAAAGGAGCUCGAAGGCAUUUGUAACCCGAUCAUUGCGAAAAUGUACCAAGGCGGGGCUGGACCCGUGCCAGGGGCGGGAGGUAUGGGGGACGUGCCCAUGGGAGGUGGUUACUCUAGCGGAGGUGAUGGGCCGAAGAUUGAGGAGUUGUCGAUCAUCGAGCCCGUUAUCUUCGCUGCUCGCCGUCGCUGCAGCGCGCCGAGUUUACAACUCGCCGCUGCUGCGCGUCACUCUCCGUUGGCCUCUCGCCGCUGGUUUCCGUCUCAAGGCCGCGGCAAAUUCCAGGACAAUGUUCGUGAGGAUAAUCGCGACGACCUUCGCGUCAACGUUCGCGACCACAUUCGCGACGACGGCCGUGGCGGAAUUUUAUUCGACAUUUGCAAUGGCUUUCGCGACGUUAUCCGCGACGGCGCUCGCGACAACAUUCGCGACCGCGUUCGCGACGACAUCCUUCCCCUGGCCCGUCAAUCACACGGCAGUGGCACCGGACAGCACUGGUGUCAGUGGUGGGGGAAGAUCCUGAGGCUCUACUGGCAAGGCCACGUGGACUGCUCCUUCGUUACAGCCAGGCGGCAGGAUGACACGUGCCAUCCAUCAGACUUCGUGCAUGCCUUUGACACGAACAGCGGGUUCACCCGAGCACAGGAGAUCGACAUUCUCGGCAAAAUUUCAGGCAUCUCGUUUUCUCCUGAUACAGAAGCACUCUUCACUGCCGUGGCGGACCGCACGUACGGUACAGACUCUGCUGGACUAUACCCAAGCGCAUUCGUACGAUUAUUUUAA
Molecule: messenger RNA, 2583 nt
Organism: Closterium sp. Yama58-4
Lineage: Eukaryota; Viridiplantae; Streptophyta; Zygnematophyceae; Desmidiales; Closteriaceae
Source: the annotation of a GenBank genome assembly